AUCGACAGUUUCCUGAAUAAGCUAGAGAGUCGCUUGGGUUGCAAAGAUGUUGGAAGAAGAUAUGGAGGUGGCCAUCAAGGUGGUGGUAGUAGGAAAUGGAGCUGUUGGAAAGUCCAGUAUGAUUCAGCGAUACUGCAAGGGGAUUUUUACAAAAGACUACAAGAAAACUAUUGGUGUAGAUUUCCUGGAAAGACAAAUCCAAGUUAAUGAUGAAGAUGUCAGGCUAAUGUUAUGGGACACUGCGGGUCAAGAAGAAUUUGAUGCAAUAACUAAGGCCUACUAUAGAGGAGCCCAGGCUUGUGUUCUUGUGUUUUCUACAACUGACAGAGAGUCCUUCAAAGCAAUCCCUACCUGGAAGGAGAAAGUCGUGACCGAAGUUGGAGACAUUCCCACAGUUCUUGUGCAGAAUAAGAUUGAUCUUCUUGAUGACUCUUGUAUAAAGAAUGAAGAGGCAGAAGCGCUGGCAAAAAAGCUAAAAUUGAGGUUCUACCGAGCAUCUGUGAAGGAAGACCUAAACGUAACUGAAGUUUUUAAGUAUUUGGCUGAUAAAUAUCUUCAAAGGCUCAAGCAACAAACAGCUGAAGAUCCAGAACUAGUACAUACAAGCAGUAACAAGAUUGGUGUUUUUAAUACAGCUGGUGGAAGUCACUCCAACCAAAAUUCUAGCACUCUUAAUGGUGGAGAUGUCAUCAACCUUAGACCGAACAAACAGAGGACCAAGAAAAACAGAAGCCCUUUUAGCAACUGCAGCAUACCUUAGACCACUUCUGGAGGAAGAAAGCCCGACCCAGUGAAUUGGAUGAAGUUGUGCAAUUGAGUACAGAAUAAAGCCAGCUGUAGAGGUAUUUUUACCAGUGCUUUAGCAAAUCUUGUGCCUAUGGGAUCCUUGGUAGAGGGUGGAUUUAUAUAAACUUGGUGAUGCAGUGUUUUUGGUGUGUAGAGUGAGACACCUGGUGGCAAACCACAGAACCGUGGCUGCCCCGUGCACUUUGUAAAAAUUA
Pelecanus crispus (Dalmatian pelican) is the source of this 1001-nucleotide messenger RNA. RefSeq names its product RAB23, member RAS oncogene family (gene RAB23). Gene Ontology annotation, molecular function: GTPase activity; GTP binding. The record is from RefSeq and is a predicted model, not a curated record. NCBI's taxonomy places the organism in Eukaryota, Metazoa, Chordata, Aves, Pelecaniformes, Pelecanidae.